Molecule: messenger RNA, 11585 nt
Organism: Mercenaria mercenaria
Lineage: Eukaryota; Metazoa; Mollusca; Bivalvia; Venerida; Veneridae
Product: large neutral amino acids transporter small subunit 1-like
Exons: 11
Coding region: 148-1635 (495 amino acids)
Biological process (GO): amino acid transmembrane transport
Cellular component (GO): membrane
Molecular function (GO): L-amino acid transmembrane transporter activity
Source: RefSeq, a predicted model, not a curated record
CCGAGGUGAUCAGAUUGCUGAUAUCAUAUGCAAUAAACACAGCGUGUAAAAGACACGAACACCAAAAGAAGGUAGACAACGUGAGAGGUUAACCGAGCGGGAAAUAUCUGUUUCAAUUAGUAAAAAGUAACACACAUCUAACUCAAAAUGGGUCUGUGCAAGAGGUCAGAGAAGGCUGAAAUCACCGAGGUGAAGCCAGAGGACUUGGCUGCAAGUGGAGGAGUCAUUAAAAUGAAGAAGCAAAUAGGCCUGUUUCAGGGUGUUGCCAUUAUCGUCGGUAUUAUCAUAGGCUCGGGAAUUUUUGUUUCACCUGUAGGUAUUCUACAAAACGUCAGAUCUGUCGGGAUGUCAUUUGUGUUAUGGGUGGUUUGUGGAAUAUAUAAUGCUCUUGGCGCAGUGUGUUAUGCAGAACUUGGAACUAUGAUUCCGCAGUCGGGUGGGGAAUAUGUUUAUAUUCGUCGAGCAUUUGGAGAUAUGGCAUCUUUUGUAUGUCUGUGGAUUGACUUUCUCUUGAUUUGUCCAGUGGGUAUUGCAGCUAUGGGACUUAUGUUUGCUGUUUAUCUUCUAAAGCCAAUAUAUCCAGACUGUGACAUCCCCGAGACACCCCAGAGGUUGCUUGCUGCACUCAUUACCACGUUACUUAUUGCUGUGAACUGUGUCAAUGUGAAAUGGGCAACCCGGGUUCAGGUUGUAAUUACUAUCAGCAAGCUGGUGGCUUUGGCCUCUAUUAUUGUGAUUGGCUUCUAUUUCAUUGGAAAAGGUGAGACAGAGAGCUUUGAGAACAGUUUUGAAGACAGUGAUGUUAGUGCUGGAGCUAUUGCCCUUGCUUUCUACUCCGGCUUUUGGGCUUACAGUGGAUGGAGUUACCUGAACUUCCUUGUGGAUGAGCUGGUCAAUCCAGUCAGGAAUUUGCCGUUGGCUAUAUUUAUAUCAAUGACCCUGGUGAUCGCUGUGUACUUGCUUGCUAACGUUGCCUACCUUGGUGUCCUGUCACCACUGCAGAUGCUGUCUUCACCUGCUGUUGCUGUGACAUUUGCAAGUCAGACAUUGGGACCAUUGAAAUGGGUGAUGCCAAUUUUGAUAGCUAUUUCAGUAAGUGGUACAAUGAACGGGACAGCCUUAUCUAUGUCAAGAUUGUUUUUUAUUGGAGCUGGUAACAAUCAUUUGCCACAGUUUGUAUCUAUGAUCAAUUAUAAGAGAUUGACGCCAAUGCCCUCACUUCUUAUCAUCCUUACACUGACCCUGAUUUUCCAGAACAGUGGAGACAUAUUUUACCUGAUAGAGAUGGAAGGUUUUGGAUUUGCCUCCAUUCUUGUAAUGACAUUUGCUAGUCAAGUUUACCUCAGGUUUAAGGAACCAGAUUUGGAAAGACCAAUCAAGGUGCCUAUAGCAUUACCAGCUGUAUUGUGUUUGAUUAGUUUUGCCAUUGUGGUAUUGACAUUCUACCAAAAGCCACAUGAGAGCUUUCUUGCCCUGGGCCUUGUUGCAGGAGGCAUUGUGUUGUAUUGUAUAGGUGGAAAAUGGCAGAACAAACCUAAGAGUAUACAGGAUAAGAUUGACUGGGUGAACAAGUUUAUACAGAAGUUGUUACUGGUUGUUCCCCCUGCCAAGCCAGAAGACUUACAGUUUGAAUAGAAUCCAUUCUCCAUAUCUGUAUAUUAUAAAAUCUUGGUUCUUUGGCUUCAGGAGCUUAUAGGGUGUGGUUAUGCUUAAUGGAUAUCAUUUUAAAAAUGUUGUAUGAAAACAGAGACCAGAGCAUGAAAGAAAUCCAAAUAAGGUUGGUGUAAUAAGUUGGUGUGUAAUAUGUUAACAUUUAGUCAUAUAACUGUAUUACACAGGCAUAUUAAUGUAAGUAUUUGAUUUGGAUUAUUGGUCUAGACACAGGAACAGGCAUAUGAGCUUGUGUAAUGAAUUCUUUAGUGAAGUCAGCCAGUUUUGCAUGCUUUAGAAGAACUUUGAUGUUUUGGAAACAGAUCCCAGUGUAAGGGAAUGUUCUCUGAGGAUUUGAUAAUAUACACUUACUGAAAUGCUUGUCAGUCAAUAGCCAAAACUACUUGCCUGAGGUGUGAAGGUCCAAGGGUUAAAGAGUUUUGAAUGUUGACAGGCAGGCAAUAUAAGUGUUUUAUUACAUGGCAGUGUAAGUGCAUUUUAAUGUUGUUUCUCUCAAUUUUUAUUUUUAAUCCAACAUACCAGUGGUAUACUAUAGAUUGGUCAAUAUCACAAACUAUGGACUGGUCAGUAUCACAAACUAUGGACAGACAAUUUAAGGAGUCAUGUAAUGACGUUAUUUCUUAAGUUGUUAGUUUGCUACCUCAUUUUAAUGUGGAUGAUUGUCGGUUACUGGCAGAGAACAAGUUUGAGUGGUGAGAGUGAAACAGUACGAAGUGUUUCUUUAUACACAUGUAUAUGCAUUAUAUUACGUUUUCCUUCGCCUUUUUAAUACCUAAAGAAAACAAGGAGAAAACACAAGAUUUUUACAGUUGUGUGUGUGGCAGUAUGUUAAAUCCACAUGUGAUGCAUGUAAUUUGUAAUGUAAAGAUGCUUUUUAGGAGGUCUAGUUAGGUAGAUAGUAUAGUUAAUUUUACUGCCGUUAUGCACAUUAAAUGACAAUUUUUACAGUUUAGCUAUAACUAAGUCACAGAUCUAGGGUAUGAUAUACAGUCGAGACUGUUUUAAGAGACCGACUUUGGGAAGCAGCAAAAAAGGUCACAUAUGACAGGGAGUCUCUUAAAACAGUCUCACUUAACUGGAUGACGUUGGUUUCAUAUAUUUUUCCAGUUAAAGUACAUGUAUAUCGGAUACUUAUAUAUAGACCUCUUUUAAGGUAUGCGUGAAAAAUGAUUAAAUUCUAUUUCUUUAAUUGCAUAUUGAUAAAAUAUAAAUUUCAAAUAAUUUGCAUCAUUCGUAUGAUGUUGAUGAAACAAAUAUAAGCUCAUGAUCAGGCGAGAAAAUAAAGGGGAGCAGUAAAAUAUAAAUGUUCCAUUAGAACUAUUUUACACACUGAGGUUUAUGAUAUUUAUAUUUUUGUGUAUUAAUGGUUCAUUGACAUUUAUCCGUUUAUUGACUGCAUCUUUAAUCCGUGUUUUCUUCGUCGUUUCCUGUUAAAUACCGCCAUCUUUUUGUUUCACCAGGAACAUUGUUAAUUUAUGCACCGACUCCGAAUUCUUCACCGCCUUUAUACGCUGGUUUUCCCCAAUCGAGCAAUUCAAGUGCAUUAACACGCUGUUCUAAUGUCAAACAGUUCUUUUUUAUGUUUUUCAUCCGCCAUUGUUUGUAAACAAGUAAGUUCUCGUCACAAACAACUUCACGCGAGAUAACGAACGGUAACUCUAUCGUGUAAAAUCUUGCGAGGGAGCGUCUCAAAGUCGCUGAAAACGGUCUGAUAAUCGAUUCAGGAGUCUGAUUUCACAGUCGCUUGUCGCGUAAGGCAGGGGGUUGCUUAAUUAAGACUCUUUUAAUAGUAAAUUGCGUCCGGAGCAUAAAAAAGGGUCGCAUAUGACAGGGAGUCGCUAAAUUCAGGGGGUCGUUAAGGCAGUCUCGACUGUACACCUAAAGCAGCUCAUAUAUGACAGAACAUUUCAUUUAUCACCAGAGACGAUUGUCAUGACUUGAAUCUUCAAAUAGGUCACUUCUAAUCCAAAAUUCUACAUAUGAAAAAAUCUGCCAUAGUUACAUAGUAUAUUGAUAAAUUUUGAUUUUUGUUUUAAUGAGAUUAUAUAGAUGAAACUGCCUUGCUGUUAUAUAAAUGAAACUGCCUUGGUUAAAAAACAGGGAUUGGUGGAACCCAAUCUCUGAGUACAUUUGACUACAGACUUAGAAUCCCUUAACAAUGAUAGGAUGGGGGUAGUAUUGUGGAAAUGUUGCUGUGGGGCUUUGAAAUAAUUAGGGGCCUCCGUGGCCAAGUGGUAAGGGGCGUUGAAUUCUAAAUGUGAGGAAGCCAUCAAGCUUCUGGAAAGUGGAUUGUUCUACCUAGGUGGCCACCUAUGAUGAAAUAAUGAAUGGGGGGGCACCUGGGGUCUUCCUCAAUCGUCAAAGCUGGAAAGUGGCCAUAUGUCUAUAAUUGUGUUGGUGUGAUGCUUAACCCAACAAAAUUACAUAAAUUGAAAUAAUUGAUGCUCCAGAGUUAGAAGUACUGUUCUAAACAGGGUUCAAGCUAGGUCCAAAUUUGUCAUGAAUUGUCCGGAGUAAAACUGAAAAGUAAAUUGUAGAAUAUAGGAGUUCAUUUGAAUUGAAAAUUUAGUAGAAGUCAGUCUAACAAUGGACCAUUCUUCUAAAAUUAAUAGCUCUCAAAAUAUUUACUAAAUCAUGGAAAAAGACAUAUUUCUGCAGUAGUGCCAUUUACCUGCUUGGUUUAUUAACUAUUUUGUUUAGAAAGCUUUCAAAUGUUGAACAAUUAAACUGUCAAUGAUAUAUUGGCUGGAUAUAAGUAUGUUUGUGGUAACAAAUUAUUUUAUACACCUCCACACUUCAUGCGAAAUUCUCACACGCAAGUACUCUGAAGUAGUUGGAGCUUAAACUAUGUUUCCAGCAUAUAAGUGACAUGUGGCAUGUGACUAUUUCUUAAGCCUGGCUUAGCUCACACCCAGUAUACAGGAUCUCCAUUCAACAGAUUUGUUCAAAGUAAUCAUAGCCUGUUGAAACUAAAAGAUAUUUCCCUCUAGAAAAAUUUCAGCAGUUAGACAGCUGGAUUAAUUUUAUUUCAUUUUUGUUCUGUAAAAAUAUUGCAUAAUAUAGACUUAGAGUAGACAUUUAGUGUUGGCAUUUAGUGCUAUGAUCUCUUUGCUGAAUCUCAGUUUUUAAUCAUGUACAUUUUUAUUUUUGCAAAUAAAGUAGUUUAGAAAUUGAACUGAUGUGCUUUUUAAAAAUAAUCAUCCAAUUGAAAUUUUUGUAAAUUUUCUGUUUUUUUUUUUUUUUUUUUUUUUUUUUUUAUUUUUAGGGUGUAUAUAGAAGAGAUUAUCUAUAUCACAUUGUAUUCUUGUUUGAUGAAAAAUUUACCUGAAUCUGUGUUUAGGAUUUAUUUUUGUGUAUAUGAUGUAAAAAAAAACAAGUGAAAAAUAAAAUGAGAACGUCCUAAAAUGAAGUUGCAUUCUAUCUAAUAUGGAUGGACACUUACAGGUGAAGUUGAGUUCAAAAUAUAUGUGUGUGAAUUAUAAGGUAUAAAUGUACAGGGUAAUAUAUCAUUUACACCAUAAUAGAAAUAAUUGGUUUUUGAUGCCAUUUCAAUGAAAUAUUUAGAAACAAUGGUGCUUUGAUUGUGAACAAGAAACUUACAUAAAAAAAAUAUAUGUUACUUUUUAUAUUAACAAAUAAAAUCUUAAUCUAUUAUUGAGGCCAGAGAGAUUUACUUUAGGCUUGUUGUUUGAUAGAUGAAGUUCUAUGUUCGAGGCUUUCUUAUAAUGGAUGCAGUUUACUGUUUUGUUGACUGUUGUUAGACAGGGUUAUUGUUUAUUUACCAUGUUGAAUUUAUUUAUUACAUCUUCAAUUUUACCUUGUUGGUUUUAUAAGAAAAAGAUAUUGCUAGUUGUUCUAUUGAAUUCUUGUUGAUUUAUUGCGUUGUAUUUAUGAUAUGCGAGUUCAUUUGUUGUUUAAAUGAACAAGCUUUUACUGCAAUUCUAUAUUUUGUUAGCAGUAAUGAAAAUGAAACGAAAAGGAUUUGUUAUAGAACAUUGAAAUUAUUCUAGGAGUUAAUCUGAAAAUGUAAGACAUUUUGCUUUUAAAAAACUGAAGUACAGGUGCUUUAGACAGUGCUAUCACUCUGUUUUACUAUGCCUGUGGAUACAUAAGCUUUGUAGGGGCCUCCGUGGCUGAGUGGUUAAUGUCGCUGACUGUAGGGGCCUCCGUGGCUGAGUGGUUAAUGUCGCUGACUGUAGGGGCCUCCGUGGCUGAGUGGUUAAUGUCGCUGACUGUAGGGGCCUCCGUGGCUGAGUGGUUAAUGUCGCUGACUGUAGGGGCCUCCGUGGCUGAGUGGUUAAUGUCGCUGACUGUAGGGGCCUCCGUGGCUGAGUGGUUAAUGUCGCUGACUGUAGGGGCCUCCGUGGCUGAGUGGUUAAUGUCGCUGACGGCGAAUCACUUGACCCUCACCAGUGUGGGUUGGAACCUCAGUUGGGACAUUAAAUUCUUCAUGUGAGGAAACCAUCCAGCUGGUUUACUGUUGGUCGGCGGUUCUGCCCAAUGCCCGCCUGUGAUUAAAUAAUGCACAGAUGGGCAUUUGGGGGUCUUACUUCACAAUCAAAGCUGAAAAAUCGCUAUCUGACCAAUUUGUUGGUGCGACAUUUAAUCCAACAAAAAAAAUAAAAUUUGUCUUGGAGAAACUUACAGUCAAGUGCCUAAUACAAAUAGAAUACUGUAUCAGUAUGCUGCAUUAUAUAUGUUUUCUGUGUUUUAUUUCUACCAUUAUAUAUGUACUUGUUUUAUUUGACAUUGUAUGUUUAUGACAAUAAUUUUUGCCUUAAGUGUUUUAUGUAUUUAUAAAUGUAAACUUUGUUUAAUUUGAAUUGUUUGGUGUUUAUGUUUGAAACUUGGUGUAAGGUUUGGGGUACUGGGUGUGUUAUGGAGGUGCUGAGUUUUCUGUUUUUUGUUGCCGCAGAGUGGUAUUUUCGUACCAAGUAACAAUAUAAUUUCACACAGCGGAGGUAUUUUUGCAUAACGAUAUUUUUUUAUGAGAUGGAUUGAGAUUUUUAUGGAAUACUUUUGUCAACAGAUGAAUGGCACAACAUAAGUAAGGAAGUACGGCAGUAUUUUGAGUUGUUGACUUGAAGUGAAUAUGUUACUGGUUUGUGUGUGUUCUGUUCUUGCUUUCGUAUAUCUAUUGGCAGCUAAUGUUUAGGUUUAAAUGUUAUUGUUUAUCUGCAUUUGAUAUAACAGGCAAUAAAUGGAAUAAAGUCUGAUAAAUAGGAAAAUAUUGCAAGAUAAAAGGGGUAAAAAACCUCUGUAUUGAAUGUGUAAUUUUUCUGGUGGGAUGUUCAGAUUUAUUAUUUAAUGACACAUCACUCUAACCAGUCUUCUAUAUAACUUUUAGCCUGCUGACACAUCACUCUAACCUGUCUUCUAUAUAACCUUUAGCCUGCUGGCACAUCACUCUAACCUGUCUUCUAUAUAACCUUUAGCCUGCUGGUGGAUCACUCUAACCUGUCUUCUAUGUAAUCUUCAGCCUGCUGACACAUCACUCUAACCUGUCUUCUAUGUAAUGGUAUACAGGCAGAGAACAAUCAGUAGUUAGUAAUUGUUUUAUAUCAUUUUGGCAUUAAAUAUUGAUACCUCAGGUCUCUUCCAUAUAUUUAGUAGAUUUUGCAUAGAGGACAACAUCUUAGAGAAAUAGUAUUGUCAAAUACAUGUAUUAUGUUAUUAUACUGCCUGCACUGUUACUUGGUCAGUAUAUAAUGACACUUUAUUUAGAUUUUGGGCAUCAGUUAGAAGAUACAUGUUCCAUUGUUGCGAAACUGCCCAUUUAUGUUGUUGAGUUAAAUUAUGUUUGUUUAAAAAAGCAACAAAAAACAGUCUUCAGUAGGCAAAAAUUGAAAGAAAAUGAAUUGCUUGUAGUACAUUUUAGUUGUAUACAGGAAGAGCAGGUCUAAUUGUCUAGUAGUUUUACAGUGUAUACUAAACUGGUGUUGAUGUAGAAUGAUUCUUGACUACUGUUGGACUUAAACCCAAGCAUCUGUGUUUAGAUACCAGCAUUUUAUUUACUGGAUGACCAUCCCCCUUUCAGACACACACUCACCAGUUCAAUAAAUAUUUAUUGUGGCAUUAGCAACAGAAAUUUUGCAUUUAGAAAAAUUAUCAAAACUCAUCCAUUUUUUUUUCCAGAAUUGUUGCUCAUUUUUACAGAGAAGUUUAAUCAUUGCUGAGAUAGUUCAAAUAUGAUGUGUGUCAUUUGUUUGAAAGAUACUGUUUGUUUGAUUGUUUCAGUUCAUUAUUGGUAAAACAUGACAUUUACCUAGUGUUUUUGCAUCUCGAAAAUAGAAUCUUGUGUCCAUUUUGUAUGAUAUUUUCAGUUUCACUUGUAAAUACACAUUUACCAUUUCAUGUAUAAAACUGGGACAAUAAUAGAGAAGGUCAAGGUUUUUGUGAAAUAUACAUAUUGUACAGUACACAUAGAUGCAAAUGAAAGAAAAAAUGCCAUGUUGUAAUUAAAAACAUAAAGAUAAAAUUCAGUAAACUGAAGAUUUCACAUGUAAACAAUAUGGUAAGGGUAGAUAUUUUGUUUUUAAAUAUGUAGCUAAAUUAUCUUUAUACUACAUGAUUUAUGUGUGUUAUGUAUAUAGUGAUUUACUCUUUAAGAGAUUUCCAUAUUGUGAUUUAUUAACAAAACCGUUUAAAACUACUUGUCCCACAGAGAGAACAUUUUGUGUUCUCACUAUAAUAUUAUAAUGUACUGUGUUAUGUUAAGGAUAUACAUUUAUUUUUCUAAAAUAGAAUUAUCUUGAGUGCUUGACUUCUUAUUUUGAGUUAAUAACUUACCUGUGUCACUAACACAAACAACUAUCUCUGGUAUGUACUGUUUGUCCCAUAUUAUGAUGCACGUUCUGCGUCUGAAAUAUGCCUUGAAUACUCAAAAUAAUAUAGUAAGCUUGUGUUGGGGGCACCCAUGGCUGAGUGGAUAAUUACUUCAAAUCACUUACCUCUCACCGAGUGGGAUUGAGUGUCACCUGUGGGUGUUGACUUUUUUGUUUGAGGAAGCUUGCUUACAGAAUGCUGAAGGUCUUCUCCCUCCCCCUUUAUGAAAUAAUGCACAGAGAAGGGCAAGCGGGUUCUUCUUCCACCACCGAUAGCUGGAAAGUUACUAUAAUGGUCAACAGAAAUGAAACUUAUUGGUAAAUACAUGAAUAGAAUCUAUUUACUGUUUCUUCUGUAAUAUUGUAACCUUUUUGCUAAACAUUAAAAAAAGCAAAGUAAUACAGAAAUAUUCAGAAUAUUUUGAUUUUGGGAGAACAAGCUACUUUGAUCAAGAGACAGGUGCAUAUAGUCCAUGUGCAAAUUAUUUUGAACUUACUGUAAUGCUACCAUCUUUGACUCGGAAAACCUGAAGGUACGCUUUAUGCUAGUGGUCAAGAGGUGUAAUGAUAUACAUUUCUUAUGUUUUUAGUAAAUUAAAGAUAAAACGAGUCUAGUUUUAUUUAUGGUUUAGUAAUUGCUGUCCAGCCUGCUUCUUAUAUUUUGUAUCAAACAUGAUUAUUUUGUGUAGCACUCUUGCCUUGGAAGUCUUCAAACGUAUUGAUAUAUUUUCCAAAAACAUUAUCAUGGUAAUAGCCAUACUAUUUUGCCAUUAAAUCAUGUACAAAUUUAGCAGGAACCAUAACUUUCAAUGGUCACUGUAUAUAUUCAUUUCCAUUUAUCUGUAUUAAAGAAACGUAUUUCUCAGUUUGUGAGUGUUCCUUAAUGUUUGUUUUAAUAUGUUUGUUUUACUUGUAAAAAUGAAAGUUUGAUUGUUAUUUUAUUGACAUAUGAAAUGAGUUAUUUGUGCUAACUUACUUUCAGAAUAUCUUAUAGGAUUUUAAUAUAUCUAAGGUAGAAAAUUGAUUCACCAAAUCUAGAUGUAUGUCAUUAAAACAGUCUUGUUAUCCUUAUUUCUGAUAUCGAACAUUGCAGAAAACAGAGCAAGUUAGGGAUAGCUCUAAAUAGGUAUUCAAUAGAAAGAUUAAAUAUACCAGGUUAAUUGAUAGUCUUUUAUAUUUUAAAUGUUGAGAUUUCAUGUUUACAUAUUUCUAUAUAAAAACGUCUUACACGAAGAAAAAUUAAACAUUGAAAUUGGAAUAAAAUUAAUGUGUACAUGUUUACACAACAACUUGAGGGGAUUUUGUGUCCAAAUGGUUAAGGUCAUUGACUUGAAAUCACUUGCCCCUCUCCGGUGUGGGUUUGAAACCUUGCUUGGGGUGUGGAAUUCUUCAUGUGAGGAAGCCAUCCAGCUGGCUUAUGGAAGAUCUGCCUAGGUGUCAAUCCCUGCCUGAAACAAUGCAAGGAGGGGCAACUGGGAGCUUCUAAAAAGUAGCGCACCAACAAAUUUUGGCUUGAUUUUUUUCAAUUGGGUGAGCGCAGGCCAAAAACAAAAAAUUGUUCGUGUGUUUCUGAAAAUAUACGAGUGGCAAAUCCGAUGAACAACUUUUUAAUUUGGUGAGGCCUUAAGACAUUAAGGUGUCUCCUUAGGACACACUAAGGACUGAUGGGAUACCUUGCUUUAACCUGAUAUUUCUCCACAUUUCCAAAGAAAUAAAAUACCAUGUAGCAUACCAAAAUUAAGGGGAAAGAUUAAGCUAUACCAUUGUACUAUUUGGAAAAGAUCUUAUGCAUCAAGAUUCUGUUAAUAUAGCAAAAUAUGUAAAACUUGAUUGUUAUUUUCAAAUAGAUUCAACACUCAGUACUUCAGAUGAGCUAAAAUUUUGUGUUCAAUAUAGGAGUCUCAUAAAUUACCAAAGAGUAUCACAUUUUUUUUCUAACUUGCCAGAAAAGAGAUUUACACCGAUACCAGUUAUAUUUGGGUAUCUGUUUCCUUUCCCACUGAAUUAGUAGUGAUAUAAUUCAUAAAUGGGUAAUUUUUUUACAGAACUGAUAUACAUUUAUACAUUUAUACACUUACAAGAAACAGACUGUUUUUGUGCAAUAUCCUUGUAACUUUGAAUCACUUCAAACACUUCACCAAGAUGUGAAUUUCUGUUUGGAGAAAAAAAAAAAAAUGGAUUUUAUAAACUGUACCCUUAGGCCCCUCAUUCAUCAAAAACAAAACAUCCUUUAUUUUUCUGCCAACAAACCAAAGUGCUUCAAAACCACAUUAUUCAUGAUUUACACACAAAAAUAAUAAGGCAUUUUGACCAGGAAAACCAGUCAGAAUUGUUGAUAUUUACCUGGUGAAAAUCAGUCAUAUAAUUUUGGUUACAUAAUAAAAUCCCAUUAACCUGCUUCUAGAGCCUUGAAUGACCACAUUGUCAUUAUUCAGAUUCAAUGCAAAGUAGUUGGUUGGAGAAUUACCAUAACUAAAUUUAUAGCCUGGCUGUUAUCAGGUGUUACUAUAUUAAAACACAUGUCAAAUAUCUAUUGCUUAUCAAGCAAAGUCAAAUAAAUGUUCUAUAUUCAAUUUUUUUUAAUCUGAUAGAGGAAGAUAUUAUGAAUUUAUAUAAGACCAAAAAUGUUCAGAAUGCCAUUUCACUUCUUAGUGUGUUGUUAUAAUCAGUUUCAGUUUAUCAGAUGGCUUUGUGCAAGUAAUUAUUACCUGGGCAAUUUACUGCAUGUAUACAUAUGCAAAUUGAACUACUGCCUUUUAUGUUACUGUCAUUUUAAAUGUUUCUAGAAAUCAUCUGGCAUAGAACUGAAUAAGUAAGAAAAAUCUACAGCAUGAUCUUUGUGCUACAUAUUUGAGACUGUAUUGUCAUCUUUCUUUAGUAAUUACUAAAGUUCUGUUAACAGUUAUGUGCAUGGUCUUUUGUUUGUUUGGAAAUAAGAUUAUAUUAAAUUUGCUGUUUUGUAAAAUCUAUGUUUAGGUUGCUGGUACAUGUUGUAAUGUUCUUUCACCAACAUCUGUUUUGUUCGACAUAUCAUUUUGCAUUUUCUGUAGUGUUCUGACUUUAUGUGUGAAGUAAAAGCCAAAAAUUGUA